CACAUAUAAAUCAUAGCAUGAUCUACAAAUUAAAACGCGUUUUUACGUCAUUUAGCGUGAAAAAAUUAAGUAUGAUCACGUGCUGUACUAGACAAAAACGUUGGUAAUUUUCAUAAUCGAUUGUCAGUUGACACAAACAUCAAAAUAUGGCUUGGAGGCAAAGAAGGAUUGAUGUAGGUGGUUAAAAAUAAGCGUCCGGAAGAAUCAGUUAAAAACAAUAUUUUGUUAGUAACAAUUUCAAGCGCACGAAGUCGCAGGUAAUAGCUAGUAAUAUGAAUAUAUGAUCUACAUCAACAUAACAAGUAAUCUGAAUGGGAGAAGGUAGUCAAAUAUCGAUAUUUCAAAUUCUGUAUUCGAUUUCUUACCCAUCUCUAUUGUAUGUCACAUGUCAGAAAAAAAUCGUCAAUAUGUCCAUCUAAGGACGUGUUUGAAAUGUAAACAUCUUUUAAUGAUGAAUUGAAGGGUUUUUCAAAACUGAGAACGUUUUAAUGGAAAAGUAGGAAUCGUAUUGUUUGGAACAAUUUAUUAACAUAUUAUUAUUCGCAAAAUGGAUGAAAAUACCACCAACGUGAAACUAGAUUGGAUGUACAAGGGCAUUAAUGGCCUGGUGAAUAGAGAGGAUUACCUGUUGGGCAGAUCUGUUGAUAAGACCCUAGACCAGCUAAACAAUGAAGAGAGAGAAAAGAAACUAGGAAUUGUUCCACCAAAAAACCAUGUUGAGCAUGAAUGUAUACCACCAUCAAUCAGAGAUUACAAUAAAAUUGUGGAAGCUGAACAGGUAAUUCAUUAACCAAUCUAUCUAUUUUUGUAGUAGCAAAAUUUGUGUCUUUCUGUCUCCAUUUCACUUUUCAAAUAUGUCACCACAAUAUCAAUAUGCAUAAUCUACUCAUACAAGGACAGGAGUACCUAGGUGAUUGGUGAAAUUAAGGGGCCUUUAUGGCCUCUUUGGUUUUGAUAGCCUUUUCUCUCCUUCAGAAAGGCUAGAUUUCUACUGGUCAGUGUCAGCGCUUUCGUAUUGUGACUAGGCCUUCUUUUUGAAUUAGGAAAUUCCAGGCUGAUAUAACAGAUGAUAUAAAUCAAAAGCAUGAACAAUAUGAUGCAAAUAGAUAUUUGUAACAUAACCUCAAAUUAGAGUGCUGACAUGGAAAAGUAUAAAACUAUGAAAAUCAAGGAGGCCCUAAAGGCAUCCUAAAAUAAUUGUAGGAACGACUGACAAUAUGGCCCUUAGUUGCUACACAAAAAAAAUGUAAAAAUAAAUAUGUAGUGGAUUUAAUUGGCUGCAUUCAGAUUUUUACUAAGAAGUGCAAGUAGUUAAUCACAAUGCAGCUCUGAGAUCAUGAAGAACUAUUGAACUAUUGAAGCCCAGCAGUGCUGUUCUACUUAACUGAGGGCCUGAAUCAUUACAGUAUAUUAUAUGGAUCAUUACAAACUUGAAUGAAGUUAAUAUAAUUGAAAAAAGAGUUGAUCUGUCAGCCAAACUUCAAGAAGACCCACUUAUGGCCAUAAAGAAAAGAGAAGAAGAAGCUAGAAGAAGGUUUCUUCAAAACCCAGUUCAACUGAAAAAGUUGCAAGAAGCUUUAAAGGCACAGGAGCAUAAAAAGAAGAAAAAGCAUAGACAUUCAGAUUCUGCUGAUUCUGAUGAUGAUCUUGAUAAGAAACUUGUAGAAAAAUUGAUGUAUCUAAAGUCUGAUCCAUCUGCAGCAAUUACUUUGAGGAAAGAAAAAAAGAAAGCGAAGAAGGAUGCAUUAGAUACAAUAUUAAUGCAUAAAUUCAAUGAACUCAAGGAUAGGCUGAGUCAAAAAGAUUUGGAUGAUAUAUUGGCAGGACAUGUGAGUGAUAGCAGUGAAGAAGGAAAAAAAAAGAAACGAAAAGAGGAAUCCAAAAAAACAGAUGGAAGUAGUGAUUUUGAAACAAAAAGUAACAGAAAAAAGAAAACUUGGAAAUCCUAUAAUAGUGAAAGUGAAGAUGAUAGAAAAACAGAAAGAAUUAAUAAGAAAAGCACUUCAAUGGAUUAUAAGGGUAAGAAUGCAUAUAGAAAAGAAGAAAGCAGCUCAAGUGAAGACAGUGAUGGGGAUAGUAGGGGAAAAGAAAGGUCAAAAGCAUCAAAGAGAAAAGACAGAGAAGGAAAAGGUAAAAGAGCUAGGAGCAUUUCAAAAGAAAGGCAUACAGUAAAGAAAACUGUUCAAAAAAAGAGGAGGAGGGAUAGCAGCAGCAGUAGUGAGGAUGAUAGUAAAGAUAAAAGAAAAUACAAUGAAAGAAAAAUGAAAAAGCAUAAAAGUGAAAGUGAUGACAAUUGUGAAGACAAUAGAAGUGGGAGGGGUAGAAGCAGUAGUAAUAAAAGAAAGGAAGGAUUGUAUAAGGAAAGGCAUGGCAGAAGUAUAAACAAAAAAUCUAAGGGAAGCAGUAGUAGUGAAUCAAGUUCAGAAAGCCAUAAAGUCAAGAGAAAAGGAAGAGGUAUAGAUAGAGAAAAAAGAGCUAGGAAGAGCAGUAGUGAACCAAGUUCAGAAAGACAAGUCAAGAAAGAGGAAAGAGGUAGAUAUAGAGAAAAAAAGAGAUCUAGUAGAAACAGCAGUAGUCAAAGCAGUAGCAGUGAAGACAGAAAGCAUAGGUCUAAGAGUGUCAAUAAAAAAGAAACUACAAAUAAGAAAGUUGGAAGAAAUAGUCAUUAUAAAACUAAAGACCAGGAUGAAAGUGAAUUAGACAGAAUGAUAAUGGAUAAAUUGAGACAACUAAGGGGCUCAAAUAAUGAAGAUAAAUCAUCCAGUCACAAUGAAGAAUCUGCAAGAAUUUAUACUCACUAUGAUAGUGACAAUGAUGAACAUGUUAAAAAGAAAAAGUAUUUUGGUUUGGUCAGGGCAGAUGGUACCAAGAUAGAGUUGAAGAGAAAUACUGCUACAAUGAGCAUGGCAAAAUAUGAAGGUCCCAAAGCUAGAGAGGAGGGCAAGAAAUCUGAAAAGAAAAAUGUGAAGAAACUGACAGAGGAGGAAAAGGAGGAACUGAGAAGACAGAUGAUGAAAGAUGCGGUGAAGAGAGAGAAGGAAAGAAGUGAUAAUUUGAGAAAAUACAGAGAGGAAGAUAAAAAAGAAGAGAUGGCAAUGAGUUAUAACAGGGACUUCAUUCAUAAAGAGUUGGUAAAAUCCACAAAAGAUACUAGCAUAGAAGGGAGGAUCAAGUCAAAGCUGAACACUAUUCAGAGGUCAUCAGCACACAUGAGUACUAAUUUUUCAAAGAAAAAUUAGUUGUUAUGAGUACAAAAAGAUUUGUAUAUAAAUUUUGAAUAAAGUUUUAUUUCAUAGCA
Molecule: messenger RNA, 3298 nt
Organism: Acanthoscelides obtectus
Lineage: Eukaryota; Metazoa; Arthropoda; Insecta; Coleoptera; Chrysomelidae
Source: the annotation of a GenBank genome assembly